CAUUUUUACCUCCCGCAAGAACAACUCUUUGUCAGACUAGCGGCUGCAGCCAUGGUUCUCAAGACUGAGUUAUGCCGCUUCAGUGGGGCCAAGAUAUACCCUGGUAAGGGUAUAAGAUUUGUUCGCUCAGAUUCUCAGGUCUUCCUCUUUGCCAACUCCAAAUGCAAGAGGUAUUUCCACAACCGUCUGAAGCCAUCCAAGCUUACCUGGACAGCAAUGUACAGAAAGCAACAUAAGAAGGACAUUGCUGCAGAAGCUGUUAAGAAGAGGCGUCGCACCACAAAAAAGCCCUACUCAAGGUCCAUUGUUGGUGCUACACUAGAGGUCAUUCAGAAGAGAAGAACUGAGAAACCUGAAGUUCGAGAUGCUGCAAGGGAAGCUGCUCUACGUGAAAUUAAAGAGAGGAUUAAGAAAACUAAGGAUGAAAAGAAGGCUAAAAAGGCUGAGCUAAUGUCCAAGCAACAAAAGACUCAAAGUAAGGGCAAUGUGCCCAAGAGUGCUGCAACAAAAGGCCCCAAGCUUGGUGGUGGUGGUGGAAAGCGCUGAAACCUUUUUACUCUUGGUGUAAUAGAAGUUCUCAGCAGUUUUGUAGUAUUUGAUAUUGAUAUUGGUUGCCCUGGGUUUUUUGUUGACUUACACUGAGCAAAUUUAUUCUUUCAUGUUUUAUGAUUGUGGGUUCAAAUGGAGAAAUGAAAGGGAUUGUGGAUCCAUAUGGAUCUUAUGUAUUUUAUUUGAUGUCCUAAACAAGUAGUUUUGUUACCUAAUUGUGGCAUUGUUUAGAAAGCUGGAAAAGCAUUUGCUUCUUCAUGCAUGCGAGUUGUGUGGUCCUGAGCUCAUGAAAUGCCGUACUAUAGCAUUGAAGAAUCUUCAAUUCGUAGUGUAUAUUAUAGCUCCUAAUUCCUUGUUCUCCGCGCUAUCUCAAAUAAAUUAUUUAGUUACCUUGUAGGGUUGAUUACUUCCGCCUGUAAGUUGUUGCAGAGUUGGGGUAGUUUAGAAGAAAUUUUCGCAUUACUUAUCGAUGAACC
Durio zibethinus is the source of this 1025-nucleotide messenger RNA. Its product is annotated as large ribosomal subunit protein eL24-like. Lineage: Eukaryota; Viridiplantae; Streptophyta; Magnoliopsida; Malvales; Malvaceae. Gene Ontology annotation, molecular function: mRNA binding; structural constituent of ribosome. Gene Ontology annotation, cellular component: cytosolic large ribosomal subunit. The record is from RefSeq and is a predicted model, not a curated record. Gene Ontology annotation, biological process: cytoplasmic translation.